GCAUUUCAAUGGAUGGAAUUUCUGAUUGUUCAGCCCGACUUUUUCAAUGUUUAUUGUUCUAAAAUCCCCUCAUUAUGCAAUUUAUUGGUGGCACAGACUACAUUUUCUGCAUAUGGCGCAACCCUGUGGUGAUGAUGAUCCUGAAUGGAUAAAAAGGGUGAGAUCAGAAGGUCCUGUUCCAUAUCUUGAUCCUGAUAAUUGUUCCACUGGUUGGGCGUCUCCAUCUGGGGAUAUUUUCAUGGUGAGAGGCCCAGAGUACUUUUCAAAUAAAGUCAAAAUUCCGGGGGGUGAAUAUCUUCUGAAGCCUCUAGGUUUUGAUUGGAUCAGAGGUCCUUCAAAACUUUCUGAUCUCUUGCAUAAUCCCAAAAACCGUAUUAGGAAGGCUCUUGAGGAAGAAUUUCCAUCGGGUCCGAAGCCUUUUGUUUGGGCUUUCAACUUGCAAGUUCCUACUAAGGAAAACUACAGUGCUGUUGCAUACUUUGUUGCUGUGGGGUCCAUCGUGGAGGGAUCAUUGAUGGAUCAGUUCAUGAAAGGAGAUCUUGAAUUUAGAACUUCGAGACUAAAAUUGGUAGCCAAUAUUUUUAAAGGACCUUGGAUUGUAAAAAAAGCAGUUGGAGAGCAGGCUAUUUGUGUAAUUGGGCGGGCACUUAAUUGCAGUUAUUGUGCUGGAGACAAUUUCAUAGAAAUAGAUGUAGAUAUUGGAUCCUCUGUGGUUGCAAAUGCAAUUGUUCAUCUUGCAUUCAAUUAUUUAACAAAGCUCACUGUUGAUUUAGCUUUUCUCAUUGAGAGCCAGACUGAAUCAGAACUUCCAGAACGACUUCUUGGAGCUAUAAGAUUCUCUGAGCUGAACCCCGAAUCAGCAAUUCCAGUUGAAAUCCCACCUCAGCGGAAAUUGGAAAGGACAAAAUCAUCAUUUGCACGGUUAUGGAAGUCACUUGGAAGUAGUUUGUCACGAUUGCGUAAGGGUCAAGAAAGUGAAACCAGUUCUGGUACUUCUGGAGAAUCACAUACCAAUGGGGUUGUCGAUGGAGAGAAAAGUGAUGAAAUGCAUGUUCAAGAACGUGGCGCUAGUUCUGGAGAAACACAUACCAAUGGGGUUGUUGAUGGAGAGAAAAGUGAUGAAAUGCCUGCUCAAGAAAGUGGUGCUAGUUCUGGAGAAUCAAAUGUGAAUGGGGUUGCCGAUGGAGAGAAAAGUGAUAAAAUCCCUGCUCAAGAAAGUGGCGCAAGUUCUGGAGAAUCACAUACCAAUGGGGUUGUCGGUGAAGAGAAAAGUGAUGAAAUGCCUGCUCAAGAAAGUGGAGCUAGUUCUGGGGAAUCACAUACCAAUGUGGUUGUCGAUGGAGAGAAAACUGAUCAAAUGCCUGCUCAAGAAAGUGGCGUUAGUUCUGGAGAAUUACAUACCAAUGUGGUUGUUGAUGGAGAGAAAAUCCAUGAAAUUCCUGCUCAAGAAAGUGGUGCUAGUUCUGGAGAAUCACAUACUGAUGUGGUUGUUGAUGGAGAGAAAAAUUAUGAAAUGCCUGCUCAAGAAAGUGGUGCUAGUUCUGGAGAAUCACAUACCGAUGCGGUGGUUGAUGGAGAGAGUGAUGAAAUGCCUGCUCAAGAAAGUGGUGCUAGUUCUGGAGAAUCACAUGCCAAUGUGGUUGUCGAUGAAGAGAAAAACCAUGGAAUUCCUGCUCAAGAAAGUGGUGCUAGUUCUGGAGAACCACAUACCGAUGCGGUGGUUGAUGGAGAGAAAAGUGAUGAAAUGCCUGCUCAAGAAAGUGGUGCUAGUUCUGGAGAAUCACAUACCAAUGUGGUUGCCGAUGAAGAGAAAAGUCAUGAAAUGCCUGCUCAAGAAAGUGGUGCUAGUUCUGGAGAAUCACAUACCAAUGGGGUUGUCGAUGGAGAGAAAAAUGAUGAAAUCUAGACAACUAGUAAGUGUGCAAUGGCCAGCUACAAAUUCAAUUAAUUGCUUUUUAUUUUCAUGUUGCAAUGUUGUUCAUACUGCUUUGGUCUCACUUGAACCAUAGGCUGUUAAUAAGCUAUAAGCUAUUCGACUAGGCUUAAGUUUUCCUUUCAAAAAUAUUCUAUAAUUAAUUUGAUCCGACUUUCAAUGAUGUUACAGUUACCUUUUAUUACAUUAUUUUCCUGGAAAACUCAACCAUCCGGAAUUUCCUACAAAAUGUGUUUUCAUGUUUUUUUUAUUUUAAUCUUUGUUCCUGCUGAAAUGUUUCUCUCCAGUUCUAAGUCUUAAAUCUUUCAAGGAUACUUCCCUGCUAACUACUCAAAGUUCUUUACAUAUUAUCUGUGGAUUUUUACUACUCGCUCUUCACAAUCCUUUCAACACAUUCCUUUACAAA
Ipomoea triloba (trilobed morning glory) is the source of this 2339-nucleotide messenger RNA. Its product is annotated as cell wall protein IFF6. The transcript has 2 exons. Lineage: Eukaryota; Viridiplantae; Streptophyta; Magnoliopsida; Solanales; Convolvulaceae. The record is from RefSeq and is a predicted model, not a curated record. The coding region runs from base 47 to 1906 and encodes 619 amino acids.